Molecule: messenger RNA, 1890 nt
Organism: Trichomonas vaginalis G3
Lineage: Eukaryota; Parabasalia; Trichomonadida; Trichomonadidae
Product: cysteine S-palmitoyltransferase protein
Exons: 1
Coding region: 1-1890 (629 amino acids)
Biological process (GO): protein targeting to membrane; peptidyl-L-cysteine S-palmitoylation
Cellular component (GO): Golgi apparatus; endoplasmic reticulum
Molecular function (GO): protein-cysteine S-palmitoyltransferase activity
Source: RefSeq, a predicted model, not a curated record
AUGGACUCCGCUUUUAGCUAUUCUGGGAAAACAGUAACAAUCCAAGGAAAUGAUUAUUACGUUCCCCCGUUUAGCAAAUGGGAGGAAAAAUGUAAAUGUGGUCCAUGUCAUAUUGCUUAUUUCCCUGCAAUUGAUAAAUAUUUUUGUAAUCAAUGGGAAUGUUCAUUUUUAUUCCCAUCAAUCAUUAUAAUAUUAACUACACUUACAUUUGCAUUCGGCGAGUGGUCCUUAACUUAUACAACUAGCGGAACAUUAACAAUAGUCCUUUGUAUUAUUGGUGCUUUGAUAUAUAUUGUGUGGUGGGUUGCAUAUCUACAGUCCAUGUGCAGAUCAGCUGGAUACUUGCCAUGGUAUUGGUUUGUAGAAAAAAGGGAAGAAUAUACUUAUGAAGAGCAAAUGGGCGGUAUUAUUACAACUGAUGAGCAAAUGGAAUUCGCAAGAGAUUUAGAUAGACCUGAAAGAGCGAUUUUAAGUGCUAAAGCAAGAAGAAUCGUUUUACGCGCAGAUCAUAUCUGUAAAUGGAUAGGAAAUUGGGUAGGUCUCAAGAAUUAUCGAUUCUUUUUCAUACAGUUAAUAUGGUUUGUCAUGUUAUUUAUCUUUUUCUUCAUAGUUUGCGCUUUCGAAAUUGUCGAUAUGGCGAAAAAUGGAUGGCAUACGUACCCGCCGCGUAUCUGUAUGUUUAUAGUUUUCAUACCUGUUAUGCUUUUCUUCAUUUUCUUCUUGAUUGUCUUUGUCAGACACGUAAGAUAUCUUGUUACAAACAAUACUACGGUCCACGAGCUUAAAUCAGAGAAAAGCAAUGAUUUUACGAACCCUUACGAUCUUGGAUGCUGGCAGAACUGCAUAGAAACCCUUGGCCCGGCCAAAUAUUGUCCAAUUUGGUUUUGUCCGUGCUGGAUUCCUCGAUCAAACGAUGGCUUCACUUGGAGAAGGAAUGACCAAGAGGAGCAAACGAAUCUUUACAAUUACGAUGACCAUACAACUCAAGAUUCCGAACAAAUCAUUGAAAUUGACUCUGUUCCUCCUUCUGGACAAGAUUUCUUCUUCCCAACUGUUCCAAACCCAAUGAAUUCCCCAAGAAGCAGCUACGAUGAUGGAAAUGAGUUCAUUUCUCCGUCAAAUCAAAAUCUUUAUCAAAAUGAGAAGCCAAAACCAGAAAAUAAACAACCAGAAGAGAAUAAAGAAGUUAAACAAGAGCAGCAGAUGAUCAAAAGAAUGCCAGCUCCUCCAACAAAGCCAAAUUCAAAUCUUAUUCCUUCUUCUGAGCAAAAUCAAAACAAAACUCUGCCACAACCGCUUCCCUCACAAAAAGCUGAUGAUCAGCCGCCAAAACAAAAGCGGAGAAGGCACGUUAAACAAAAUGAACCAAAUAAUUCACAGCAAAAUGGGGAAAAGAAGGCACAAGAGCCAAGGAAAAGGAAGCAGAACCACGAUGGAUUCAUGGAUGCCUUGGUUGAUAGGACUUUGGAUGGAGAAGACGACGAUGAUUUUGAUUUAUACACAAAAGGAGAAAAAGUUGCACCAAUUCCACCGAAGCAGCCUGUGAAAUUAAGAAUUAAGCAAAGGAGACAGACAUCUGCCGUUCCUCCUCCUCCAAAUAAAAAUACAGUUCAAAUUGGACUUCCAACCAAGCCAAAUCCGGCCAAACCAGAUCAGACAGAGAUCAGGCAAUCGAAGACAUUAAGUAAAUUGCCAAAAAUGAAAAUGCCGGAGCCUCCAGGAAAGAAAAUUGAAGAAAAACCUGUUUCUGACCUUCCUCAGAGGAAAAAGUCAAAGCCACACUCUAAGAAAAACUCUGUUUCUAAUCAGAACAACGCUGACGGACUUCCUGUGAAAAAGAAAAGAUCUAGAUCAGUGAGGAAGCCACGUGAAGAGUUCCCACAGCCAUAA